Molecule: messenger RNA, 3481 nt
Organism: Aedes albopictus (Asian tiger mosquito)
Lineage: Eukaryota; Metazoa; Arthropoda; Insecta; Diptera; Culicidae
Product: solute carrier family 12 member 8
Exons: 5
Coding region: 600-2729 (709 amino acids)
Biological process (GO): potassium ion import across plasma membrane; chloride ion homeostasis; potassium ion homeostasis
Cellular component (GO): membrane
Molecular function (GO): potassium:chloride symporter activity
Source: RefSeq, a predicted model, not a curated record
UGUUGUGUUGUCUCCGUUGUUCUGCGUCGAGCGGCAGGCGGAUGAUGACUGAUGAGGUUUCAAUCAUCGAUCAUUCGCACUUUUCCCCCAUCGGUUUGUCGUCGCGAGUGUCUUUUUCAAGAAUUUUUGCAUGUUUUUCGAUCCAAUCGCCAAAAUAAGUGGGAAUAUCAAGAACUGCUGGUUCUCGAUAAGUGCGUAAUCGGUAGAAUCAUCACAUUGAUAAGUGAAGAACAUUAAUGAGCGAAAAGUGUCGCUUCGAAGAAAAAGUGCUUGUGACAAAAGAAAGUUUGUCUUGUGGCCCCUCGGAAGGAUAGCGAAAAAGAACAUGACAUCACAUUCCAUUUCGACGCUGCAGCUGAAUCAAGAUCGAUGAUAAUGUUGCUGGCGAUGACGAUGAUGCACAGCUAGGCGUUGAUGAGUUGCGUUGGGUGGUUGGGUGGAAGAGCUAAUCCUCAAAGGAUUAUUCGUAUUUUGUUUACAUUUUUGAUGCGUUGAGAAGAAAAUUGAUCCAGCUGUACUGAAGCACUUGAUUGAAAGAAGAGUGAAAAGUGCUAUUAUUGUGACGUGGAAGCGUGAAAUUAAUAGUAAUAGGUGUCAAUAUGCCGGAAAGGAACAACGUAGAUUGGUCUCGGUACGGAUUAGGCAAUGAUGAUUCAUCCCCCACGGAUAGAGCCCGAACCAGGGGCAACGUCGGUGGAUUUGUAGACUUAGGUAACGAGUACGACUAUGGCGCCGGAGGACACCAUGCCUCCGGACGGGAUGAGAUUUUCGCCGAGGAUCAGGGUGAUAAGCCCUGGUGGAGGAGCAACUUCUUCAUAUCACAACCGGUGCUGUUCGGAACGUGGGACGGAGUAUUCACGUCCUGUUUGAUCAACAUCUUUGGAGUUAUUGUGUUUUUGCGUUCCGGAUGGAUUGUAGCCGAGGCUGGCAUUAUGCACGCCGUGUUGAUAAUUUUCUGCGCAGUGGCGAUUGCCCUGGUUUCGGUGCUGUCGGCGGUCGGAAUAUGCGAACGUUGUCGAGUGGAAAGUGGAGGAGUGUAUUUCCUGAUAGCCCACACGCUGGGAUCGCGAUUUGGAGGUUCGCUUGGAAUGUUGUACUGCUUCGGACAGGCAGUGGGAUGUGCACUGAAUGUGCUUGGUUUCGGAGAAUCUAUGGCCGGAUUGGUUGGCCUGGAGGGUAACAAAUGGGCCAUCCGAUUGUUCGCCAUUGCGGCUGUACUGCUACUAGGAGUUAUCAACGUGGCCGGUGUAAAGUGGGUCGUGAAAUUGCAGUUCGCUUUGCUAAUCAUUUUACUUGUAUCCGCAUUGAACUUCAUGGUAGGCAGUUUCACCGGAGAGGAUCCGGAACAUGGAUUCGACGGAUGGGGUCAAGGCCACAUGGCAUUAAAUCUUUGGCCGAAUUAUAGUGAAGGCACGACAUGGUUUACUGUGUUUGGUGUGUUUUUCCCAACAAUCACUGGCAUUCUUUCCGGAAUCAAUAUGAGUGGAGAUCUUCGAGCGCCGUCCACAGACAUUCCGAACGGAACACUAGCGGCGCUGAGUACGUCGACAUUCCUGUACAUGGUAUUUAUCCUAUUCCUGGGUGCCACUUGUGUAAGGUAUACCCUGCUAACGGACUUUAUGAUUGCGGUGAAAGUAUCCGCAGUGCCAUUCCUUCUCCUUGCCGGAAUCUACGUGUCCAGCAUGUCGUCCUGCCUUGGAGCAAUGUACGGAACCCCGAGAGUCCUACAGAGCAUUGCCAAUGAGAAUGUGAUUCCCGGAAUCGGUAAACUUGGCAUGGGUCGCGGUCCAAACAAAGUCCCCCUUUAUGCUAUGGCUGUGGUGGCCACCGUAACAACGACAUUCAUCAUCGUUGGUGACAUCAACACAUUGGCACCGAUCGUGACCAUGCCGUUCCUGUUGACCUAUGCGUGCAUCGAUUAUUCGUAUUUUGCCCUAGCGCAGACAUUUGACAUUCAAAACGUACGAGAGGAGCGCUUCAGAAUACAGGCGCAGAGUCCGUUGUAUGAGACUAGGAACUAUGGAACGACGGGAGACUACCAGGAAAAUAACGAUCUCGAUCAGUUGUUCCCGGAACGAACGCGGCAUAAAAAUCUUUCUAGUCCAACAAAUUCACCACAUCACGUGCCUUCAAGUACCGAAGCCAAUCGAAACGCUCGUCCAUUGGCGAAUGGGGGAACCGGCGGCAGUGGUUAUCCGAACGGAGGGCUAUCAAACAGCACAUCGAUGAACAGUGAAGUGAUAUUCCGCGAUGGAACCGGCAGUACAGCCGGAACCAAUUCGCUGUCCGAGGCAGAUGACGAACCGAUCGCCCCUAUAAGACCGCCGAUUCACUCGAAAACGAAAAAUUGGUACUCCGGCUUCUGCAAUCGAUGGGCCUCGCUGAUGGGCGCCGGCGUGAAGGUGUUCGUGAUGUUUCUGGUAAACUGGGUUUUUGCCCUGAUUUGCAUGGUAACUGUUUUCGUACUAUGGUUCUACGUCGGUACGGCGAAUCCCGCUGUCAAACCAGGACUAGCUCAUGAGUUCCGUUUCUUCGUGUGGCUCAAAAAUGCCGUUUUCAGAUGCUUUGGAAAACGGGUGCACGAUUACGAGCAGGUAGUGGUGACUCCUUCCUGUCCGAAUGUACCGUUGUCGGCCGCACAAUUGAACGAGGAGAACGAAGACUUCGCUUCGCGCCGAAGGUAUCAUCAGUCUGCCGUCGUGCAGGGUCACUACGUGGACGAAGUGUGAGUCCUUCCCCUAGAGGGGCCAAUUCAGGCAUUGAGCUAAACUUAUUUAACCUGUAAGGGUUGGAGUCAACCAAACACACAAACAUAACAACACUGAACAAUACUUCUAAUUGUGGUAGGUAGAAUCGCUGAUUAGGAUAAUAUUUGUACAUUUAUAUACAAAACAACAUUUCACCGGAAGACCACCAAAGCGAACUGAUAUAGUCUGAAGGACGUGGUCAAAAAUCGUAUUUUGUAUAAUCAAAGAAAAAAUUAAGAAAACAAAAGUGUUUAUAUUUAAUUGGUUUAGAUAUGUACGCGCAAUCUUUGAGCAAUAAGUGUGAAAAUUAACAUACUUCAUCUAAUGGUAAAAUUUCUUGUAUUGUAAAUAACUAUGUCUCCGCUAAUGCUGCUACUGAUUAAUUUUAGUUAAAAUAGCCUAUUUAUCAAGAUGACGAUUAUUUAUAACCUGUCCACUACCAGUGUAAUACGAAAGUAACUACGUUGAGAUUCGCAGCUGACUUAGGUAAACCUUAAGUUUUAAUCCAGCCUAAAACUGAGUUGAAUAAUAUAUCUGACCACAGUACGAAAGCGUAUCGCAUAUUCUUAGGAUAAGCGAUGUGAUGCACUUAAACCUACUAUGAUGCACAGUAACGCACUUUGGCUUGCUUUUUCGUUUUAAUGUCUCAGUUCAGAACGUAUUUUGUUAUUUGCGGCGCAAAUCAUUCCUAAUUUUAUUCGCAAUCAAUUAGCAAUAAAUAAUUCUUGUACACA